UACAGAUCUCCCCUCGUUCGCGUCUUAGUCCGUUUUGUCUUAUUUCUUCUAUGGUCGUAUUUUUUGUUUCUGUGACUGGUUUUAAUUAUUUUUGGCUUUUUUUCCCCCGAAAUAGACUCGGCGCGCUGGACUGGAUUACUCGAUUGAUGAUUCAUCGGUCUAGCUAUUGGUCCUUCAGUGUUCCUCCCUGCUGCUGUUCUGAAAAUCCGGGCCUGUUUAUUUCGCUGCCACUUGCGUUUUUGGACCGAUCCUCGUGCAUGCGGCCCUAAAGCCCCUCCUCAAGCAUCAUGCAGCCUACACCGUCAACUCCCCGGCAGACCGCCCCCAGCCCUAGCAAGCGCUCUGUUCACAACGGCCGAGGUGCGGACGCCAAUUCGGGAACACCUCGUGCCUCUGUCAACCUGGAGGCUUCCCGGCCGGGCAUGAAGCCGGAUGAUGGUACAGCGAGCAGAGCAGGAACGCCCAAGUCUACCAAGCGGCGAAAACCCCGUCAUCGGAAACGCCGUAAUCGCCGGCAGUCGUUCCUCGGUGCAGAAGAUUCCCACCCUGGCGCGGCUGGAUCGUCGGUCGCUGAUCCUGAGGAUCUGAGCAUGAUGGCAGCAGGGCAGACCAACGCGCAGGUACCCUUACCCUUCUACAACCUGAGGCGGGAUCUCAGCAGCACGAGCCUUGAGAGCGAGGCCUUGCUGGAUCAUCGUAAUCAACCUUCUAUGCGGCCUCGGAGAGACAGCCGCCUUGGGCAGUCGUUUCGGCCGGGAUCGCUCUCGACUCCUUAUCGACUUGCUGGUGAGGCCGGUUCCCGCGGUCUAUCGUCGAGGGGGAAGUCCUUUCGGACAGGGGAGGACAGCGGUGGAGAAGAUGUGAAUGAUCGAACGCCAUUAAUCCCGCCAUCCUCGGCCCAUAGCCCUACGGUUCCCCGAUAUGGGACGGAUUCCAAGUCCAGUCCGUUCUCCUUUCGUCAACGGCGUUCUUCGGGCCAGUCUGGCUCGUCGCGAUGCUCGCCCCGAGCGAUCCCGAGUCCUGGCCUCGUGGAGCAUGAUCGUGACUACGAUAUCAACAAUCCCCCGUCCAUGCCCACCUCGCCCAAAUUGGGGCCGGAGAUGAACUACGACGAUGCGGUGGUUACGGGGGCGGAAUUCGACUUCAUGCUGGCCAAAUCCAUCGACAAUCGCAUGGAGAAUCUGGCUCGUUCACACGAUGUGCUGAUUGAUGUGGAUGCUGGAGGGGCCAAGGGACCCCAGCCGUCCAUGGGAUCCUCGCCUCCUUCGCCGCACAUGGCUCCUCAUGAGGGCCUCCGGCGCCGGAAAACCAUGCCCGCAGAGGAAGAUGUCUGCUUCCCAACGGAAGCAGCAUCGGAACUCGCUGACGAGGACGAGCUGCGGGCGCCCCGGGAAGACCACCGUCGACGACGGCGCCACCGGGAAUGGCCCGAACUGUCCGUCCUAGAUGAAUGGAGCCGGCAAGAGAAGGAGGAGCGGUCCGGGGCUCUGCGUGCCAAGACAAUCAGCGAGCCGAUGCUCGUUGAGGGUCGUCUUCGCCCUCAGUAUCGACUCUGGCGCCGGGAAGAGGAGGAAGCGCCCUACCGAUUCACUUACUUCAACGAGGAGUUCCAGAGCACCAUCCACGCGCAGACUAUCUCCGAGUUGGUACAGCCGGGUGGUAGCUUCCGCGAGUUGUUCAUUCCCGACCCACCCGAGCUGGAAGUCUCAUCUGACGAGGAUGAGAGCGAGCCGGAAGACCACCACGGGGAAGAGGCUCUAGGCAAUAACCAUGGUAGUCGCCAAGGCAGCCAUCCUGGUACUGGACACAAUGACGCUAAUCGGACAGGAUAUUUCAAUCCGGCCAAUCACAGCGGUGAUGUCAAUAAUAACAAUCAUAACAACCACACUCCCAAACAACAUCCACGGAUGUCGGUGAUCAGCGAGGCCGUCUCGGAGGCUCGAACGUCAACGGACGUCUCCCCUUCCCGGAAGCAGAGCCAACCGAGACCUAAGCGCUACGGGCCCCGGCCAACCUUCUGGCUCGAUGUGCUGUCCCCGACCGAUACCGAAAUGCGGGUACUUGCCAAGGCCUUUGGCAUCCACGCGCUGACAACAGAAGAUAUCAUGAUGCAAGAGGCGCGCGAGAAGGUGGAGUUGUUCCGGAACUACUACUUUGUCAACUACCGGACCUUCGAACAAGACCCGAACAGCGAGAACUACCUCCAGCCCGUCAACAUGUACGUGGUCGUUUUCCGCGAGGGGGUGCUCUCCUUCCACUUUUCGCAGACGCCUCACCCGGCGAAUGUGCGGCGGCGCAUCCGGCAAUUGAUGGACUACCUGAUUCUGAGCUCGGAUUGGAUCUCCUAUGCGCUGAUUGACGACAUCACCGAUGUGUUCGGGCCCUUGAUCCAGGCCAUUGAGGAUGAGGUCGACGAGAUCGACGAGAAGAUCAUGCAGAUGCAUUCCGAUGAGCGCGGGCUUGUGUCGAACACCAAAGACGACGAGAAGGACAGCGUCUCCACCUCGUUGGCGCCCGGCGAGAUGCUCCGGCGCGUGGGGGUUUGCCGCAAGAAGGUCAUGGGGAUGUAUCGACUGCUGAGCAACAAGGCAGAUGUGGUCAAGGGGUUUGCCAAACGGUGUAACGAACAGUGGGAGGUGGCGCCCAAGUCGGAAAUCGGCCUGUACCUGGGCGAUAUUCAGGAUCAUAUUAUGACGAUGACGAGCAGUCUGACCUACUAUGAGACGCUUUUGUCGCGGGCGCAUUCGAACUACUUGGCGCAGAUCAACGUUCUCAUGAACGAACGGCAAGAACAGACCGCCGAUGUGCUGGGGAAGCUGACGGUGCUGGGAACGAUCGUCCUGCCACUGAACAUCAUCUGUGGUAUGUGGGGGAUGAACGUCAAGGUACCGGGGCAGGAUGUAGACAGCCUGACCUGGUUCUGGUCUAUUACCGGGGGAUUAAUUCUGUUUGCUUUCGCAUCAUUCUACAUUGCCAAGCGCGUGUAUGGGAUUGUAUAGAGUUGCUUUUGGGGCGAGGGGGGGAGUUAACUGUAUUGUGUGUUGGCGGCGUCCUUCUGGACAGCUUCUCUGGAGUAAGAUCGGAGGGAAGGAAGGGAGACUCGUGACAGGUGGGGGAGGGGGGGAUUUACGGGUCCAUCGUGUGAUACUGCUGCUGUCAUUCUUUAUCAUUCUUAAUGUUGGAAUCAUUCCUGGUCUCGAGGAUGAUCCUAUUGUUGCAGUAC
Molecule: messenger RNA, 3223 nt
Organism: Aspergillus aculeatus ATCC 16872
Lineage: Eukaryota; Fungi; Ascomycota; Eurotiomycetes; Eurotiales; Aspergillaceae
Exons: 4
Coding region: 288-2999 (903 amino acids)
Biological process (GO): magnesium ion transmembrane transport; intracellular magnesium ion homeostasis
Cellular component (GO): plasma membrane
Molecular function (GO): magnesium ion transmembrane transporter activity
Source: RefSeq, a predicted model, not a curated record